AUGUCCGUCACUUCAACUCAGACCUUGUUCGAUUUUGCUGGUCUCCCUACCAAAGCAGCUCUCUACCUUUUGGAUCAAAUCGGUCAAACGGUCGGAGAACCAACUCUUUCUUGCCUACUUCGGGUCAAUCAUGCCAUGUAUGACACAUUCGCCCCAUACUUGUACAGGAAGCUUGAGAUCAACGCACGCAACAACCAAAAGAUCUUCUAUGGUCUCAAUUACGACAUAGAUCAGGAAGCGCAGUGGAGCGGAGGUGAACACAGCAAUAUUAUAGCUCAUGCAUCCGCACUGGCAUCUCAUUACCGGAAAAUCAAACUCCUCAAUUUGGUGAAAACUCUCGUCAUCACAGAUUUCGAAGGUGCUGAAGCUAUCGCCAAAUCUAUCCAUCCCGAACCUUUCGACGAGAUCGCACACGACGAGGUCACCAGGAGGUACACGAAUGGUGUCGAGGUCAAACGUGGUCUUGUUGAAGCAAAACCUAUGAAUCCUCUGAUAUUUUUAAAUGUUGAAAACGUCGGUCUCGGUCUCAGUCUUCUCAGUGAAGAGUCCAUUUUUCCAGUGUGUAAUUUUCACGUUCAUCCCAAUCCUCAUCCAGUCGUAUCCGUCCUUCGGAUUGGUCUUAACCCUCAACACAUCUGUUACGAUCAUGAAGCCUCUUCCUUGUUUAUCAAUGAACAACAAAGUUACCAAGAAAGAUUCGAACUGGGUUUAGGCCUAUUAGUAGGAAAUUGGAGAUUCAAGAGCUGUACCAUUCAUCAGAUGGAUGAAAUCCCUUUUCCUUGUGAGCACGGUAUAAUUCGAAUUCGAGUGUUCUACACAGACAUCCCUCCAGAGACGGAAGAAGAAGACGAAGUACAGAUACUUUCGCGAAUCAUCGCAGAUUUCAUUGAUAGUACCUAUUGGUGUUGCGUUCAUCCUCAAAAAGACGAAAAGACAAAAAUUGAAAUCAUAUGUCCCGGUUAUCAGGGUUAUGAGAUCACUCCUGAAGAUAUCGUCGAAGCUGGGAACAAGCGAUUUUCAGGAGGGUUCAGGUCGUUUAGCUGCGGUAAAGACAGUCUUGAGGUAUGUAUGGAGGCUGCUGAUAGAAGAUGGGAAAAACGAAAAACCAGUGGUUGGUUUGAGGACUACUUCAGUAUCGUAGCAUGGGAAGAGGCGGAACCGUGUGUUUGCUGUGGGAUGAAGUAA
Messenger RNA from Kwoniella shivajii, 1185 nucleotides. RefSeq lists its product as uncharacterized. The transcript has 2 exons. NCBI's taxonomy places the organism in Eukaryota, Fungi, Basidiomycota, Tremellomycetes, Tremellales, Cryptococcaceae. The record is from RefSeq and is a predicted model, not a curated record. The coding region runs from base 1 to 1185 and encodes 394 amino acids.